This is a messenger RNA of Zingiber officinale, 2625 nucleotides long. Its product is annotated as glutamate receptor 2.7-like. The transcript has 5 exons. Gene Ontology annotation, cellular component: plasma membrane. NCBI's taxonomy places the organism in Eukaryota, Viridiplantae, Streptophyta, Magnoliopsida, Zingiberales, Zingiberaceae. The coding region runs from base 1 to 2625 and encodes 874 amino acids. Gene Ontology annotation, molecular function: ligand-gated monoatomic ion channel activity; signaling receptor activity. The record is from RefSeq and is a predicted model, not a curated record.
AUGAGGCCCAUGCCAGUGAAAAUCUUAAGUGUUUCUUUUGAUUUCUUGAUCGUUUCUUCCAUCUUAUUAGCUUUUUCUGCAAAGGCAGUUAAAAUCGGUGUGAUGGUUAACCCUUACCUGCCUACUCGAAGAGAGCAAGAAGUAGCCAUCAGGAUUGCAGCACAACACUUCAAUUCUUCUUCGCCACUCGUUCUACGAUUCAACAAAACCAAUGAUGAUCCCGUCGAAGCGUCAACAACUGCUAAAGAUAUGGUUGACUGGGGAGCAGAAGUAAUCAUUGGCAUAGGGGCAUGGCCAGAGGUGGUGACCUUGGCAGGAGUAGGGAUUGCUUCUGGGGUUCCCAUUCUCUCUCUCGCAGAGACGACAACAACAUCAAACCUACUUUCAACCAUGCCUUUCUUGGUUCAAAUGUCUUACCCAACUUCUGAUGAGGUUCUCUGUCUGGCUAACAUCAUAAGUUCAUAUAAUUGGAGAAAGGUUAUAGUUAUUUAUGAGGAUGACAUCUAUGGCAGCAUUUCCUCUAUUGCCACACUCUUUUCUGAUGCACUCCAAGCAAAUGGUUCUAAAAUUGACCACCACAUUGCAUUUCCACCCAUGCGCACAGUCCCUACUAGUGCAGCUGAGCUAAUCAAGGAAAAACUACACAACAUUCCUCCGCAACUAUCCAAGGUGUUUGUCAUCCUUAGGUCCUCUCCCCAACUUGCCAACCAUCUGUUCAUGGAGGCCAAAGAACAAGAUUUAAUGACAGCCGAUCACGUGUGGAUUGUGAGUGAUGAUAUUACUGAUCUCCUUGACUCCAAUUUUAAUCAAUCAUUCAUCUCCUCCUAUAUGCAAGGUGUAAUAGGAAUUCGUACGUACUUCAACCAAACCACCACAUUCUAUCAAAAUUUCUCCAUUGAUUUUAAAAAAUAUAUAUCAAAUAAUAAUAUUGAACCAAGAAGGUUGGCAGUCCGAGCAUAUGAUGCAAUUCAUGUCAUAGCUAAUGCAGUGGCAGCUAGGGAUAGGAAUAAAAAUAUAACACUGUGGGAGGGAAUCCUUACAAGCAACUUUUUGGGUUUAAGUGGCUUCAUAAACUUAAGUACUAUUGGCAAUAACCUUCCUCAAGUUUGGGGCUUCUCUGCGUUUCGUGUUCUUAACGUAGUAGGAAAGAGUUAUAAGGAAAUAGGGUAUUGGUCCAGGGGAUAUGGAUUUUAUGAAGAUGAGGAAGAGCUGAGCCGAUUUGGAUCUACAGUGGUUCCUAUGUUACGUCCAGUAUUGUGGCCCGGGCAUAUGGAGAAGAUUCCUGGAGGGUGGGGCAGAUUGAAGAUCGGAGUGCCAAAUCAUACAACUUUUGAAAAAUUUGUGAAGGUGGAAUAUGAUGAUAGUGGGAAGGUAAAGGAGCCUCAAGGAUUUUGCAUCGAAGUCUUCAAGGAGAUUCUGAAGAACUUAAAUUAUGAUCUUUUAUAUGAAUGGGCUCCCUUCAAUGGCUCUUAUGAUGAUCUUGUAAAUCAAGUCUCCUUGAAGAACUUUGAUGCCGCAGUGGGUGACAUUACAAUCUUAGCUAAGAGGGCAGUGAAUGUCACAUUCACAGAACCAUUCUUGUCAUCUGGCCUUUCCAUGCUAGUUCCUAUCAGAACUAACCACACACCAUGGAUGUUCACAAAGCCAUUCACCAAAGAGGUUUGGUUUCUAUUCCUUGCCACCUUAAUUUACACUUGUGUUGUCGUAUGGUAUUUGGAACACAAGAACAACCCACAGUUCCAUGGAAAUUGGCGCCAACAACUUGGAGCUGCACUUUGGCUCACUUUUUCUACCCUCUUUUAUGCCCAUGGAAGGGUCUAUAGUUUCUAUACGAAAACAGUUAUUAUUGUUUGGCUCAUAGUGGUGCUAAUCUUGACCACUAGUUUCACAGCCAAUCUCAGCUCCAUUUUGACCAUUGAGAAAAUUGAACCAGUGCCAGCAGGGAGUAAAAUUGGCUAUGAUGGGGAUUACUUUGUCUUUAAGUACUUGCAGAAUGUGUUGAAUUAUAAGGCUCAAAAUAUUAUAAGAAUUAAAAAAUCAGAAGCCUACGAUGAUGCUUUUAGGAGUGGAAACAUCUCAGCAGCUUACUUGGAGACACCAUAUCUUAGGGUUUUCCUCUAUAAUCAUACUAAGUACACUGUCAUUGGUGAGACGCACGUGCUUGGGGGAUUUGGAUUUGUUUUCCCCAAAGAUUCUCCUCUAGCGGAUGAUUUCUCGGAUGUCAUAUUGAAACUAACAGAGGAUGGAACAUUCAAGAAACUUGAAAAAGAUGAAUUCUCCUUCACCUUAUCCAACACUCCUAGCCCAGACAAUGAGAGGAGAAAGGAUAGCCUAAGCACGGAGUCCUUUUGGGCACUCUUUGUCUUCACUGGUUCCAUCUCGACGAUAAUGUUAAUACUCUUCAAAGGCCACCUAAUUCUUCAAAAUGGGAGAAGACUAUCAAAUGUAAUGUUUGGGCCCAUGAGACAAAGUUUUAACAUGGUUUGGACAAUGACCAAGAAACGAAGGAAAGAAGAAGAAAAGGUGUUCCCAGUAUCCUCUCAAGAAGGGACGAUCCAUGGACAAAAUGAGAUCACAAUAGAUAUUAAUCUCCCAUCAAACCAGGUAGAUGAUGACAAUAAUUGA